This is a messenger RNA of Arabidopsis arenosa, 902 nucleotides long. The record is from the annotation of a GenBank genome assembly. NCBI's taxonomy places the organism in Eukaryota, Viridiplantae, Streptophyta, Magnoliopsida, Brassicales, Brassicaceae.
UUCAUAGAAAACAACAAGAAGUAAAGUUAAAAGCCUACUUAACACUUUGGUUUCAACCUUCUACAAGAAAGCUAAAUCACUAACCAUGAUGAAGCACUUGCUAAGCAUCUUCUUCAUAGGAGCUUUGUUACUUGGAAACAUCAAAACAAGUGAAGGAUCUUUGUCUUCUGCACUUGAAACUACUCCAGGGAGCUUGCUAUCCGAUCUCUGGCUAGACCGGUUCCCCGAUCCAUUCAAGAUCUUGGAGAGAAUCCCAUUAGAACUCGAGAGGGACACGAGUGUGGCUCUGUCACCAGCAAGAGUAGACUGGAAAGAAACAGCAGAAGGGCAUGAGAUACUGCUCGAUGUCCCCGGUUUAAAGAAGGAUGAAGUAAAGAUAGAAGUUGAGGAGAAUCGAGUUUUACGAGUCAGUGGAGAAAGGAAAAGAGAAGAAGAGAAGAAAGGAGAUCAAUGGCAUAGAGUGGAGAGAUCAUAUGGAAAGUUCUGGAGACAGUUCAAGCUACCUGAUAAUGUGGAUAUGGAAUCUGUCAAAGCCAAGCUAGAGAAUGGUGUGCUCACUAUUAACCUCACAAAACUAUCUCCUGAAAAGGUCAAGGGUCCAAGAGUUGUUAACAUUGCAGCUGAAGAAGACAAAACUGCAAAAAUCAGCUCUUCUGAAUCCAAAGAACUCUAAAUGAAUAUAAGUUUAUCUAUCUAUCUAUCUUUGAGUGUGAAGAGAGUUUAUAAAUCCAAGGAUUUGAGUUUUAUUUUGUGUAAGCAAAAUAGAGUGUGAUGUGUUGUAAACUAUCUACCAAAAUCUGUGUAAUCUUCUAUAUGGAAUAAAAUUGUCUUUCUUUAUAUUGUAUAGUCUGUUGAUUAUUUUUUAUAGAACAUCAUUCAUGUAAUAAAGAUCUGUGGAUUUG